Fusarium sp. VM40 is the source of this 1710-nucleotide messenger RNA. NCBI's taxonomy places the organism in Eukaryota, Fungi, Ascomycota, Sordariomycetes, Hypocreales, Nectriaceae. The record is from the annotation of a GenBank genome assembly.
AUGGUCCUGUCCCAUUCCCCGAAGCAAAAUGGCACCAAUACGGCCACCGCGGCCAGCAAUGUGCAAGCCAACGGGCCAAGCCUAACGGGGGAUAUGCCGGGCACAGCAUUCCCCAAGAGAAGUCUGAAAAUCGUCAUGCUCGGCGCUGGGAUCUCUGGGAUCCAAUUCGCCCAUGACGUACACACGCGGAUGGAGAAUGUGGAGCUGGAGGUCUACGAAAAGAACCCAGAAUUAGGAGGCACCUGGUACGAGAACCGAUAUCCAGGUUGUGCAUGUGAUGUUCCUGCUCAUACCUACCAUUUUUCAUGGGAGCCUAACACGCGAUGGUCCAAGUUCUACGCCCCCGCACCAGAGAUCCGGCAGUAUCUCAACGAUGUGGUCGACAAACAUGGCCUACGAAAGUAUAUGUACUUUAAUCACCGCGCCGUCUCUGCGCAGUGGCAGGAAGAGUCGUCCACCUGGCACGUCGAACUGGAGACGACGGAUAGCUUUGGAAACCUAGUCACCAUCACACGGGAAUGCGACGUCCUGGUUAAGGGCCUUGGUUCUCUAAACAACUGGAAGUACCCCGAUAUCGAGGGCCUGUCAACCUUCAGUGGCAAGCUGAUGCAUACUGCAAACUGGGAUGAAACGGUUGACCUGACUGAUAAGCGCAUCGCCGUAAUCGGAAACGGGGCGAGUGCAGUCCAGUGCGUUGCAGCACUCCAGCCGGUCGCCAAGAAACUUGUUAAUUAUAUGCGCACGGCAUCCUGGAUGAUACCCCAUCUCUUCUCCGACGGCGCUGUCCAAAAGGAUUAUUUGGCUGAGAAUUGGGAACGAUUCGAGAAGGACCCUGAUUACUACCUUGAAUAUCGCCGACGGCUGGAAAAGGUCCUCGCUGGCGGAUUCGAGGCACUCUAUUCGGGAAGCCGGGCCCAGGCCGAGCUAGAACAAACAACGCUCGAACACAUGACGAAAAGGAUACAAGAUCCUCGGCUACUGGAGGCGCUGAUACCCAAGUUCGAGGUUGGCUGCCGACGCUUCACGCCCGGAGACCACUACCUGAACGCUAUACAACAGAAGAAUGCAUCCGUAAUCUCGGAUCACAUCGUCCGCGUGACGGAAGAGGGAAUUGUCGACGAAACGGGCACUGUCACCGAACUCGACGUAAUCGUCUGUGCUACUGGCUUCGAUACGUCCUUUGAGCCACGGGUUCCAACCACGGGACGGGAUGGUUACUCCCUGUCGGAGAACUGGGGGAAGGACAAGCCCACUGAGUCGUAUAUGGGCGCUGUUAUCGCUCGGUUCCCGAACUUGUUCGUGUUCAACCCACCCAUUGCUCCAGUGAUCGGAUCUGCCUUUCCUGGUAUAGAAGCUACAAGCAACUACAUCGUUCAACUGCUCGACCGACUGCAGACCGACAACCUCCAAUCUAUCGUCGUGAAGGAAUCGGCUCAGAGGGAUUUUAACAAAUGGGCCCAGCAACAACUGCAAAAGAUGGCGUUCAGUGGGACCUGCAAGUCUUGGUACAAGAAUUCAAAGGGCAAAGUGUUCGUUCCCUGGCCCGGCAGUAUCGCUCAUUACAUUCAGGCCACGUCGCUGGUCAGGUGGGAGGACUUCGACUUUGUCUGGGACAACGUUGACAACAAGUACGCUUCAUUGGGCAAUGGGGUUCUUAAAGAGGGGUUGGCUGUUGAGUCCCCGCCUUGGUUGUCUAAGAGAGCCAAGUGA